AUGAAAAAGAAAAACAAAGUAAUGGAAUAUAUCGAAAAAUCUAUACUACAUGAUAAAGAGAUUUUGGACAUUAUUAAUUAUAUACAAAAAGUUAAUCCAGACAAUAUGUGUUACGUUGCUGAAUUGAAUCCUGGUUUGGGCGUAUUGACAAGAGAAUUAUUGAAAGCUGGAGUACCAUUAAUUCACUUGUAUGAAGGUAAUUUAAGAUUGCAUAAGAUACUGGAAAUAAUCUGUACAAAAUAUCCUGGAAAACUCAAACUGAUCUCUUCUAAAUGUUCUAAUCUCUUUGGAAUAAUAAGAACGAUUCACGAUGAAAAAACUACUAAGAAAUAUCAAGAUAAUUUUAAAGCGAUAGAGAGCAAAAAUUGGGAAGAUGAAACUUACAUGCAAAUAAUAGGUGCAUGUGAUAAUAUUUAUUUAUUUACCUUUAUUAUACAUAAUUUAAUUUUUCGCAAUGGUUUUAUGUUUUAUGGAAGACCUGUUUUCUACAUCGCAAUACUUCCAUCUGUGUGGAAUAAAUAUAAUAUUUGUACUAGUUUAAAUAUAUAUACCUAUACAAAGGUGAUAUUCAAAUUAAUGUUUAAUUAUGAACUCCUGGGAACAUUGAGCAGGAAAGCUUUUAUACCUUGGCCAAAAAAGAAACAACAUAAACGUAAUUCAUCUGUUUUAUCGGCAAAACAAAAUUACGAGCAGCUGUAUGUGGUAAAACUUGAGCCCAAAGCUGAUAUUUAUGCACAACUAUCGCCAAAAGAUUGGAUAACAUUUUCCUAUUUUGUGAGACAUCACAUGCAGAAACGUUGUACUAGAGUGAUACCUGCAUUGGAAAAAUGGGUACCAGACUGUGGAAUUAAACUUAUAGCCAAAGAUUACACGAUAUAUACCCAAUUUGGAGACUUGACGCCAACACAAAUUCUGGAACUCUUUAAAGAAUUUAAAUCCUGGCCAGACUACAAAGAGAGCCAUUUCAUAGAUUAUAUGAAAGAUUCUGUAGGUGCACAUAACGAAUUCGAAUUUCUUAAUGAAUAA
This is a messenger RNA of Atta colombica, 1026 nucleotides long. RefSeq names its product dimethyladenosine transferase 2, mitochondrial (gene mtTFB2). Gene Ontology annotation, cellular component: mitochondrial matrix. The coding region runs from base 1 to 1026 and encodes 341 amino acids. Gene Ontology annotation, biological process: rRNA methylation; transcription initiation at mitochondrial promoter. The record is from RefSeq and is a predicted model, not a curated record. Lineage: Eukaryota; Metazoa; Arthropoda; Insecta; Hymenoptera; Formicidae. Gene Ontology annotation, molecular function: mitochondrial transcription factor activity; rRNA (adenine-N6,N6-)-dimethyltransferase activity. The transcript is spliced from 4 exons.